This is a messenger RNA of Asterias rubens (European starfish), 3562 nucleotides long. RefSeq lists its product as uncharacterized. Bases 428 to 1843 code for a protein of 471 amino acids. Lineage: Eukaryota; Metazoa; Echinodermata; Asteroidea; Forcipulatida; Asteriidae. The transcript has 8 exons. The record is from RefSeq and is a predicted model, not a curated record.
AGGAAUUUAGCGCAUAGAAGAAAAAAAGCGCAACACCGGCCAAUAACCACAAAACAACAUAAGAACGCUAUGGUGGCACGAGAAGGAUGGGCCUACUUCCGUGAUUGGAACAGCUGGAUCCGGUCGUAUAUUCCACGAUGUCAUGGAGCAAUAAAGUCAACUUGGAGAUCAUCGUAGAAAAUAGUGGAGGGUGCCUCCACCAUAUUCAUGGUCAAAAGUUCAGAGUCUGCUCAUAAAAUGAGGUUCCAGUUCAGCCUGCAAGAACUCUUAAAUUUUAGCUCAUGCCCAAGUUUACCCAGUAUCAUCUCAUUAACAAUCAUCUCAUUAAGCAAGGCCAUUGCUCUAUGAUAAGAAAGACUGUCCUUAUCUGAUUAUGCAACUCAGCCAAUCAAGUGCCACUACAGCCUGACACACUGGUUACACAAUCAUGAAUAUUCAUCAGGAAGAGCUGAGUUCAUCCUCGGCAGAGCUCAAUAAUAACAUAUCCGCUGGUACAUGCAAUACUGAGAAAGGUCUACCAGGAUGUGCCCAAUGUCAUGAGUCCGCGGUUGUGAAUCACAGUAGUAGGCCUACGUGUAGUCGCCAGGACGGCAAAGACAUGGGUGAUUGUCAGGUGGAACUAAGGACUAAAAACCCCGCUGAUUUGGCGGUACAUAAUGGGUCAGUGCAGUGUGGCCAAGCCACUGACCAUGUAGAAUGUGCAGCAAUUGACCCCUGCAUGGCAGAUGUGUCAUCAGAGGUCACAGACAAAGGUCACCAGCCACUAGAAAGUCACCUUACUGAUGAUGGAAGCGGAUCCCACCAAACAGCUGGUGGUUGUUAUGAACACGAUAACAACAGACCCAGGGAUUUACCCUUGAGUAGCAAAGAACAGACUGAGCACUGCAUGUGCGAUGAUGGCUCUCCUUGUUUUUGUUCGUCUCCAUUGUCAGUGAGCGAUCAAGUCUUAAGGUGGCAACGUCUCAUGGAGGAGCACUGUGGGACUGGAGGGAUGGACGCCAUGACUGAUGGAGAGAAUCAGUCGGGUGACUUGCUGGAUGCUAAUACUGAUAAUAGGGAGGAUAGUGAGGAGAUCAGACAGUGCAAGAAAUACAUGGAGGAUUUAGUGGAUCGAAUCUUCAACAAAAGCACCAGCAUAUCCCAAGAGGACAAUGCCAAGUUUGGAAAGUACUGUCAGUUGGCGGUUGGACGUCAGUGGUUUGCAAGACUUGUUGACAGUCAAAGAGUCAACUCUAAGAAAGUUACCGAGCAAACAUUCUACAGAUUGGUUCAGUUUUUCGCCGUCUGUUUAUUUGAGUGCAAUGAAGCAGAUGACUUCACUCCAGUCAAAAGUCUCAUGAACAUGUGUUUCACAUUUUAUCAUGAACAUGAAGGAUAUCCACGGUGUGAUGCCAUGAUGAGGAAGAGUUUUCUGUACAGUAAUCUAACCGACCAACCAAUCUGGAAAUCUCUUCGGUUCUGGAAUGCUGCUUUCUUCGAUGCCGUCCACCAUGAAAGGAAACAACGCUCCCCAGAUAACCAAGUCAACUGGAGGCACCUGUCUUCGGAGGAGAGAGAGGACACGGAGACGCUGAAUGAGAAUAUCACCUUCGGUCAGCUCGCAACCUUCCUCCAUAAUAUGAUGGAGCUUGGGUUGCCUCUGGAUAUAUGCCAAGAGUUCUUUGACAAGAUGGCUACCAUCGGGAAUCUUAGUUCAGAUCAGAAAGAACUUAUCCAGAUCAACAUCCAGCAACACUUUCACAUCGACUGUGAAGAGGAGAACACCAAGAACAGGAGACAUCUAAAGAAGCAAAUCAAAAUACAUUUCAUGAAACGCAAGGGACAUCGACAAGAAACAUUCUGACCCAGCUCCUGACACUCUUGGUGAACUCUUGUCCCUCGCUAGUCAAGCUGGUCCCUCCAGUGGCGAGAUGCAGCUAGUGUACUUGUAGCAAUGCUGGUUUUGUACUAGACUGGGCCCCCCGUCUCUAUCUGCAAGGGUAAAGACAGGUCCCCGCUGUCAGAUCCUGUGAUUCCAUUGGAUACAAUCAUUGUUUGAUAAACGUGCAGUGACAUAGAUGCCCAAAUAGUCACUGCUGUCGCGUCCGCAAUAGAAGUUGACUCUAUCUCUAUGUGAAAUGACCGAGGUCAGAGGUCAAAGUACACGCCGAUUUUGCAAUUUUUUUGAUGCCGGUCUCUGGCGUUAUUCAUGAGCCUCGAAGUGUGACUCCAGAUGUUCAGGCUAGUCUUGCACAAGGCUGACAACGGAAUGGUUACCUCAUGGAGUGCCUCGUAAGGUCACCCAUAGAAAUAUAAAUGAUAGUUUGUGAAGAUUGUCUGUUUAGAAAUACACGAGGCUUCUAAGUGUUUGUACUUCUGUGGAUUGCACUCACCAUAGGGGACUACGACCUUUAACCUUCAAGCUCAGAGCUAUAAAUGUCAAGCUAUCAGCCUGUCUCCCUUACAAAGAUUGGUUAAACCUUCAAGUUCAGAGCUUCAAAUGUCAAGCUAUCAGCAUGUCUCCCUUACAAACAUUGGUUAAACGGCUGAGAUUGUGAUCUGUACAAUAAAGAGACAGUACGCGCUUGAUAUCGAUGCCGCAGAUAUUAAAAGAAAUGUAUGCUGGAAAUAAACAAAAUCUGAAUGCAUGAGACUUGCACAGUCUUCACUUCAAGGCUGUAAGGAAGGAAGUGAGCUGCUGCUAACUAUAUAUGGAGAAAAACCAGAGGGUAACUAUUGUGAAUGAACUGAAUGAUUGAGGUGGAUCAGAAAUGGUCGACUCAGAUGCAUGGUCGACUCAGAUGCAUUGAGAAUGUGGAGUUCAACCACACAACUCACUAGACUAUCGGACACGGUGCCAGGUCACAGGGUGCUACUCAUAGAGUUAUAUAUAAGAACUAGAGGGCGCACUGGUGAUGCUGCGUGCACAAAGACGACGGGACCACAAGGAGACACGCGCGCCAUUCUGCAUGCCGUUGAAUAUGAAGUACACAUUGGAGUUCGUGUUUAUGGGGCGCUAUACGUGAUGCUGAUGUGUCAACUUAGAAAAUGGCCGCAAAAACACGCUGUGCGAUGCCUGUUUUUGUCAACUUAGAAAAUGGUCGCUAAUGCAACUCUCUGUAUGAUCGGCGCAUGAGGGAGGGUGUUUGCAAGACCAGCUGUAGUACGAUAGAAGUAUUUCUCAAAGAAUGGUAGAGAUGAUCGAGUGAUAUCAACUGCUGAACCCUAUGUGUAUCUAAACCAACACGCUUGCCUAAUGUACAUAAUGAAUGUAAAUUUUUUAGUAUCAAACUCCUUAUCUGAACAUGGCAAAAUCCUGAUCAUAACCCCCCCCCCCCCCUCGCCAAGCCCUGAUUAAUGUCAACUCUCAUUGCGUGGUCUGCGCUUCAGCUGGGGUAGUAACUAUUAUGAACUCAACAAACAUGCAACAUUACAAGAAUGUAACAUUUUGUUGUUGUUAUGUCUGCAGUAAUUGUUUUGAUCAGUGAAUCUAACGUCAAAAACAUAUGAUCAGCCGUCGAUUUCACAAAACUCUUCCUACCUUAAGACUAAUCUUAGGACUUAGGACGAGUCACAACCCUGC